CUCGAGCAUUUAGACACAAGCGAGAGGAUCAUGGCGGAUGGCCCCAGGUGUAAGCGCAGAAAGCAGGCGAACCCGCGGCGCAAUAACGUUACAAACUAUAAUACUGUGGUAGAAACAAAUUCAGAUUCAGACGAUGAAGACAAACUCCACAUUGUGGAAGAAGAAAGUAUCACGGAUGCAGCAGAUUGUGAAGGUGGCGUGCCAGAAGAUGACCUGCCAACAGACCAGACAGUGUUACCUGGGAGCAGCGCAAGAGAAGGGAACGUGAAGAGCUGCUGGGAAGACGACGCAGGAAAGGAAGGACAAGAAAUCCUGGGGCCUGAAGCUCGGGCAGAUGAAGUGGGAGGUACAGUAAAAGAUGAUGAAUGCGACUCAGAUGCAGAAAAUGAACAAAACCAUGAUCCUAACGUUGAAGAGUUCCUGCAGCAACAAGACACCGCGGUCAUCUACCCUGAGGCGCCCGAGGAGGACCAGAGGCAGGGCACACCAGAGGCCAGCGGGCACGAUGAAAACGGAACACCAGAUGCAUUUUCCCAGUUACUCACCUGCCCGUAUUGUGACAGAGGAUAUAAACGCUUUACCUCUCUGAAAGAACACAUUAAAUAUCGCCAUGAAAAGAAUGAAGAUAAUUUCAGUUGCUCCCUGUGCAGUUACACCUUUGCAUACAGAACCCAGCUCGAACGUCACAUGACCUCCCAUAAAUCAGGAAGAGAUCAAAGACAUGUGACGCAGUCUGGGGGUAAUCGUAAAUUCAAGUGCACUGAAUGUGGAAAAGCUUUCAAAUACAAACACCAUCUAAAAGAGCACUUAAGAAUCCACAGUGGAGAGAAGCCAUAUGAAUGCCCAAACUGCAAGAAACGUUUUUCCCAUUCCGGUUCCUAUAGCUCGCACAUAAGCAGUAAGAAAUGUAUCAGCCUGAUGCCUGUGAACGGGCGACCACGAACAGGGCUCAAGACCUCGCAGUGUCCCUCACCAUCUCUCUCGGCAUCACCAGGCAGUCCCACGCGACCACAGAUACGGCAGAAGAUAGAGAAUAAGCCCUUCCAAGAACAACUUUCUGUCAACCAAAUCAAAACUGAGCCUGUGGAUUAUGAGUUCAAGCCCAUAGUGGUCGCUUCAGGAAUCAACUGCGCAGCCCCUUUACAGAAUGGGGUCUUCAGCGGCGCUGGCCCCUUACAGGCGGCCGGCGCCUCUCAGGGUGUGGUGCAAGCCGUUGUUCUGCCAACGGUGGGCUUGGUGUCCCCCAUCAGUAUCAAUUUAAGUGAUAUUCAGAAUGUACUUAAAGUGGCAGUAGAUGGUAAUGUAAUCAGGCAAGUCUUGGAGAAUAAUCAAGCCAAUCUUGCAUCCAAAGAGCAAGAAACAAUCAACGCUUCAUCCAUCCAGCAAGGUGGCCAUUCUGUUAUUUCAGCCAUCAGUCUUCCUCUGGUUGAUCAAGAUGGGACCACCAAGAUCAUCAUUAACUACAGUCUUGAACAACCGAGCCAACUUCAGGUUGUUCCUCAGAAUUUAAAAAAAGAAAAUCCAGUCCCCACCAGCAGUUGCAAAAGUGAAAAGUUACCAGAAGAUCUUACUGUUAAAUCUGAGAAGGACAAAAGCUUUGAAGGAGGAGGGGAUGACAGCACUUGCCUCCUGUGUGACGACUGUCCAGGGGACAUCAGCGCACUUUCGGAGCUAAAGCACUAUGACCUGAAGCAGCCCGCCCAGCCCCAUCUGCCCCCCACACCAGAAGGUGCCAAGCCCGAGGCCUCUGCUCCCUCGGGGUCCGGAGAUGGCAGUUUGUCUCCCAGUCAGCCACCUUUAAAGAACCUCCUGUCUCUUCUGAAAGCAUAUUAUGCUUUGAAUGCACAGCCAAGUGCAGAAGAGCUCUCAAAAAUUGCUGACUCAGUGAACCUACCACCGGAUGUAGUGAAAAAGUGGUUUGAAAAGAUGCAGAUGGGACAGACUUCAGUGCAAUCUUCUGAAGCGUCUUCUCCCGAGCCAGGCAAAGCCAACAUCCCUGCUAAGAACGAUGAUCAGCCUCAACCCACAAACACAGAUGAAUCCCAGGACGGCACAAGGAAUCUCCAGAGUCCUCUGAAGCUAACUAGCUCCCCCGUCUUACCAGUGGGCUCAGCGGUCAACGGUUCCAGAAGCAGCGCAUCAUCCCCAUCCCCCCUCAACCUCUCCUCCUCCGGAAACGCACAGGGUUACUCGUACCCGGCAGAAGGGGCACAGGAAGAGCCACAAGUCGAACCUCUUGAUCUUUCACUACCAAAGCAACAGGGAGAGUUAUUGGAAAGGUCAACUAUCACUAGUGUUUACCAGAACAGUGUUUAUUCUGUCCAGGAAGAACCCUUGAACUUGUCUUGUGCAAAAAAGGAGCCACAAAAGGACAGUUGUGUCACAGACUCAGAACCAGUUGUAAAUGUAAUCCCACCAAGUGCCAACCCCAUAAAUAUUGCUAUACCUACAGUCACUGCCCAGUUACCCACGAUUGUGGCCAUCGCCGACCAGAACAGCGUUCCGUGCUUGCGAGCGCUGGCGGCCAACAAGCAGACCAUCCUGAUCCCCCAGGUCGCGUACACGUACUCGACUGCAGUCAGCCCCGCGGUCCAGGAAGCAUCCCUGAAGGUGACCCAGCCCAACGGAAAUCAGGAUGAAAGGCAAGACACUAGCUCAGAAGGAGUAUCAAAUGUAGAAGAUCAGAAUGACUCUGACUCCACGCCACCCAAAAAGAAAAUGCGAAAGACAGAAAAUGGAAUGUAUGCUUGUGAUUUGUGUGAUAAGAUAUUCCAGAAGAGCAGCUCGUUGUUGAGACAUAAAUACGAACACACAGGUAAAAGACCUCACGAGUGCGGCAUCUGCAAAAAGGCAUUUAAACACAAGCAUCACCUGAUCGAGCACACGCGCUUGCAUUCCGGGGAGAAGCCCUACCAGUGCGACAAGUGCGGGAAGCGCUUCUCCCACUCGGGCUCCUAUUCCCAGCACAUGAACCACCGCUACUCCUACUGCAAGAGGGAGGCCGAGGGGCCCGAGCCGGGGGCCGCGGGCCCGGGGGGCCCGCCCACGCACCACGCGGGGGCCCGCGCCUCCCCCUCGCAGGGCGACUCGGACGAGAGGGAGAGCUCCACGCGGGAGGAGGACGAGGACAGUGACAAGGAGGAGGAGGAGGAGGAGGAGGAGAAGGAGACGGAGGACCUGCAGGAGGAAAAGGAAAGUGGAGAACCGCAAGGGGGGGAGGAGGAGGGGGAGGAGGGGGAGGAGGAGGAGAUGGAGGAGGAGGAGGAGGGGGAGGGGCACGAGGGGGAGGGAGCGAACUCCGAAGGUGCGAGGGAGGGCGCAGGAGCUGGAAGCCCGGCCCGCAGCUUAGAACACAAAGUCAGCCAGGGCGGUGAGCAGGUGUCUGAAGAGAAAACAAACGAAGCCUGAUCGUUUUUCUAGAAAGAAAGAAAAUUCUAAUUGGUAAUGAAGUUUGUUCUAUAUUAUACAUGCUUUUCACAGAAACACAGUAACCUGUAUACUGUGAUUUCUGUUCACUACUGUGUAAAGUAAAAAUUUAAAAAAAUACAAAAUACCAAAAAAAAAAAAAAAAAAACCACACACAAAAAAAAAUCCGGGUGUGCCUGAACCUCAGACCUAGUAAUUUUUCAUGCAUUUUUCAAAGUUAGGAACAAGUUUGUAACAUGAAGCAGAUUAGAAAACUUAAUGACUCAGAAAGCAAAGAUGCAACAGGUUAAAGGAAACUGAUUACUUAGAUAAGCAUCUGGCAUUGUUUCAUUUUAUCAGUAUUAAUUAUCAUUCUUACGUUGGUUUAUUCUUAAGCUGUACAAUUGGGAGAAAUUUUAUAAUUUUUUAUUGGUAAACAUAUGCUAAAUCCACUUCAGUAUUUUAUUAUGUUUUUUAAAAUGUGAGAACUUCUGCACUACAAAAUUCCCUUCACGGAGAAGUAUAAUGCAGUUCCAAACCGUGCUAACUACCAUUUCUAAAUUCAAUCUAGAAGGUAGUAACUUCUAAUAUUUAGAUGUCAUAGUAGAGCGUAUUUUCAUUUAAAGUGUAUCGUUAGCCUUAAGAAAGCAGCUGAUAGAAGAGCUGAAGUUUCUUACUCAUGUGGUUUAAAUGGAGUUGAAAAGAUUGCCGUUGAGUUCUGAUUGCAGGGACUAACAGUGUUGAUACUGGUGAGGACAGCAGAGUCGUCAGAUCAGUGUUCGUAAUUGUGUUUGAGUACGUGGUAAACAAAUACGAAGGAUGUGAUAUGAAGCUUUGUAUCUCCUUUGGCCUUAAGCAAGACCUGUGUGCUGUAAGUGCCAUUUAUCAGUAUUUUCAAGGCUCUGACCAGCCUCCGUUCAUGCGUGGCCUACAAUAACUAGCAUUUGUUGAUUUGUUACUUGUAUCGAAAUUCUAAAAUAAAACUUAAAGCCACUGACUCUGUCAGAGAAGCCAAACUCUGGGACAUUUCACCGUUUAAUAAUUCCUCAGUAUUCAUUUUGCGUUAAUUGACUUUCAGAAUUUCUCUACAGAAAUGAAAGGGAAAUUUUCUAAUCUGCUUUAUCCAUGUACUUGCAUUUCAAACAUGGACCUGCCAUUGUUAUUUGGCUCAUAAUUGUUUCCAAAUGUUAGUUAUUAUGGACCCAGUUUAUUAACAACAUUAGCUGAUUCUUACCUAUCAGUAUUAUUUUAUUUCUUUUAGUUUAUAGAUCUGUGCAACAUUUUUGUACUGUAUGUCUUCAAACCUGGCAGUAUUAAUACCCUUCUUAACUGACAUAUGUACUUUUAGUUUUAGAAAACUUUUAUAUUUAUGUGUCUUAUUUUUAUAUUUCUUUAUUUAUUACACAGUGUAGUGUAUAAUACUGUAGUUUGUAUUAAUACAAUAAUAUAUUUUAGUAUGAAAAUUUGGAAAGUUGAUAAGAUUUAAAGUAGAGAUGCAAUUGGUUCUCUUGCAUUGAGAUUUGAUUUAACAGUGUUAUGUUAACAUUUAUACUUGCCUUGGACUGUAGAACAGAAUUUAAAUGGGAAUGUAUUAGUUUUACAGCUACAAUCAAGUCAUUUUACCUUUACCCAGUUUUUAAUAUAAAACUCUUAAAUUCUGAAAUUCACUGUGUGACUAACAGCAUGAUGCUCUGCGGUUUUAUGAAGAGAUUAGUCUAACCAUGAAGUCUCAUUUCCUUAUAAGCCAAGCUAGGGCAACCUUAUAUAAACAGUGUUGGGAACAACGUUUAACAUUUUGUGCCAGUUUGUUCCUGUAUUCAUGUAUGUAAGUUACAAAUCUGACUCUUCAUUUUUAAGUUCCUUGUUACACCAUGGUCAUUUUCUAGUUUUUUACCAGACUCCCCCAUCUCACAAUAAAAUGCAUCAACAAGCCUGA
This is a messenger RNA of Physeter macrocephalus (sperm whale), 5341 nucleotides long. RefSeq names its product zinc finger E-box binding homeobox 1 (gene ZEB1). NCBI's taxonomy places the organism in Eukaryota, Metazoa, Chordata, Mammalia, Artiodactyla, Physeteridae. Gene Ontology annotation, molecular function: DNA binding. The transcript is spliced from 9 exons. The record is from RefSeq and is a predicted model, not a curated record. The coding region runs from base 31 to 3408 and encodes 1125 amino acids.